Populus nigra (black poplar) is the source of this 899-nucleotide messenger RNA. RefSeq lists its product as uncharacterized. Lineage: Eukaryota; Viridiplantae; Streptophyta; Magnoliopsida; Malpighiales; Salicaceae. The transcript is spliced from 5 exons. The coding region runs from base 217 to 678 and encodes 153 amino acids. The record is from RefSeq and is a predicted model, not a curated record.
CUAUGAUCUCUCGGUUCUCUUCCCUUAUAAAAAAUGAAAAACUCCAUGGAAGAAACUACCCAUGUCGCGUGCUCUUUAAUGUCAAGCACUCUAACCAUCUCUGAGGUAGCUCUCAGUCAAUCUCCCUUUCUAUCGCUAUCUUUAUAGCUCCAGAGGCCAAAAAUAAAUCCAAAAGUCACUAAAUUAAAGCCGAGAAAACCAUUACUACUGCUGCUUAUGCCUGUGAAAAUGUCUGAAGUAGGGCCUUGUUAUUAUUCAGUACUUGGAUUAUGUAAACAAGCUUCUGAUUCAGAGAUACGUGAUGCUUAUAGAAAACUCGCUUUGAAAUGGCAUCCAGACCGGUGGCUGAAAGACCAAGUAGCUGCUGGACAAGCCAAAAGGCAGUUUCAGCAAAUUCAAGAGGCUUAUUCAGUGCUAUCUGAUAAAGGAAAGAAGAGAAUUUACGAUGCUGGAAUGUUGGGUUUUCUUGGAGACGACGAUGAUAAAGGGUUCUGUGAUUUCAUGCAAGAAAUGGUAUUGAUGAUGGAAAACGUGAGAUCAAAGGAGGAGGGUAGCACUCUGGAGGAUCUUCAAGCUCUGUUAAUGGGGAUGAUGACAGAGGAUGAAAGGGUGAAAUCUGGGCUCAACUGGGACAAUUUUCAACGUGCUAGAAAAAGGACACGAUUGGCUGGUUCAUGAUUCUCCCCUGCUUCAUUUGAUUCAUGGAGUAUUACGAGUAGCAAGUUUAUUUGCUUUUUGGCAACUAUCCAGUACUAUAGUUCAUUUUUCCACCUUAGUUUUCAGGUUGCCCGCUUUUGGAUGUUCAUGAUCUUCCUUCCAGUUCUCCAGUCUCAAAUUUCUGCACCAUCAACGAAUGUACCAUAAAAAAUUUUAGAAAUAAAAAAUUAUUAUUAUUUUAA